GUCUCUUUUUCCCUCUGGUUCUCUCGUCUUCUUGUUUUUGCUCUGGGAUGCGAUAAUGGGGGUGAAAAAUCUCUGGGAUAUCUUGGAAUCUUGCAAGAAAACCCUACCACUCCACCAUCUCCAGAACAAGAGACUUUGCGUCGAUCUUUCUUGCUGGUUGAUCCAGUUCCAGAACGCCAACAAGUCGCCGGCUUGCAUAAGGGACAAGCUCUACUUGAGGAGUUUGUUCCACCGGCUUCGAGCACUCAUCGCUUUGAAUUGCAGCCUCAUCUUUGUCACUGAUGGAGCGAUUCCUUCGAUUAAGUUGUCGACAUAUAGAAGAAGGUUGGGCGCCGGUGCUGAGUCUACCCGUGAGGAGGCUAACCCUCUGACCGUGGCGUCACUCCGGCGGAAUGCGAGCUCCGAGUUCUCUUGUAUGAUAAAAGAAGCCAAAGUUCUUGGGCUUGCACUUGGAAUCCCUUGCUUGGAUGGGCUUGAGGAAGCUGAGGCCCAGUGUGCUUUGCUGAAUGCUGAGUCACUCUGUGAUGGAUGCUUCUCUUCAGAUUCAGAUAUCUUUCUUUUUGGAGCUCGAACAGUGUACAGAGACGUUGUCUUGGGUGAUGGUGGGCAUGUAAGUUGCUAUGAGAUGGUUGAUAUAGAAAGCAAACUUGGCUUGGGUAGGAAUUCAUUGAUCACACUUGCACUACUUCUUGGUGGUGAUUAUUCUCAAAGAGUUCAUGGCUUUGGUCCAGAGAAAGCCCUCCAGGUUGUUAAGUCCAUGGGGGAUGACAAUGUCCUCCAACAAAUCAUAUCUGAGGGAUUAAUGGGUCUUAAGAAAAGGACAGGGACAAAGAAAAUGGAUAAACAUAUCAACCGUGAUAAAAAUAAAGAGAAUGACCAGUCCCAAAUGAGAAAUAUUAAUAUGAAUUCAAAGAAUCAAGGCUUAGAUGAUCAGUUUUGUCAAGUUAUUAAAGCAUAUCUGAAACCAAAAUGUCAUUCAGCUGACUCAGAGGCUGUGCUCAGAGUUUGCAGUGAGUGGCCAUUUCAGCUAACCCAAAUUCAACAUAUAUGUGAGCAGUAUUUUGGUUGGAACCCUGAGAAGACGGAUGAAUACAUCCUUUCCAAGAUUGCUGAGAGAGAUCUUAGGAGAUUUGCUAACCUACGGCUUGUUUCAUCUGAGCUAGGAGCAAGAAUUCCAUUUGAUAAGCUGCCAGUUAUCUGCCCUGUUUCUACCAUUGUUAAGCAAAGAAAACUACAUGGUAAUGUAUGUUUUGAGGUUUCGUGGCAAAAUAUGGGUGGAAUUCAGAUGUCUAUCGUCCCUGCAGAUCUUUUGGAGAGUGCCUGCCCAGAAAUGAUAUCUGAGUUCAUGGCAAGGAAGGAUGAAGAAAAGAAAUGUCGAAACAGAAGAUUAAAUACAAGGAAAUCAAGUAAAGCAUCUAUUAAUGAAGUUGAAGCCCGGCUCCAAAGCCUAAUGCUCAGCAUUGAUUCAGAGAGCAACUCAGUCCCCAGUUCAAGCUCAAAUUUCCAUCAUUCAGCUACAAAUACCACAACACCCGAUAUCAUCGAUCUAUCCAGUCCUUCACCGCCUCAUCGCCCAUCUAAAGUUGCCGAACCUGUGGAUGUCAUUGAAAUUUAUGAUUCAGAAGCUGAGAUGUCAACUGAACAUCAGCGGAAGGCGAGAAAUCUGAAGUUGUUUUUAGACAAUAUCAGGAAUGAACUUCAUUAGUUGUAUUUUUUUUGCAUGAUUCCUGAGCUGUUAAUCAAGGUUGCAUUUGUUCAAGUUUUGUAGGAGGAUGUCAGUUUUUUAAUUAAUCAAAUAUAUUGUACUCCUUCCUUUCUCUUACAAACCAUUUCUUUGUUUUGGUGGCCUGUUUGGUCCUCUCAGCAAAUUUAGUGGUUUAAUGUUUUGGUGAA
This is a messenger RNA of Dioscorea cayenensis subsp. rotundata (Guinea yam), 1893 nucleotides long. Its product is annotated as single-strand DNA endonuclease 1. Gene Ontology annotation, molecular function: 5'-flap endonuclease activity. NCBI's taxonomy places the organism in Eukaryota, Viridiplantae, Streptophyta, Magnoliopsida, Dioscoreales, Dioscoreaceae. The record is from RefSeq and is a predicted model, not a curated record.